This is a messenger RNA of Polyodon spathula (Mississippi paddlefish), 2681 nucleotides long. Its product is annotated as glutamate--cysteine ligase regulatory subunit-like. Gene Ontology annotation, molecular function: enzyme regulator activity; glutamate-cysteine ligase catalytic subunit binding. Gene Ontology annotation, cellular component: glutamate-cysteine ligase complex. Gene Ontology annotation, biological process: glutathione biosynthetic process. The record is from RefSeq and is a predicted model, not a curated record. The transcript is spliced from 7 exons. Lineage: Eukaryota; Metazoa; Chordata; Actinopteri; Acipenseriformes; Polyodontidae. Bases 90 to 911 code for a protein of 273 amino acids.
CUCCUUGCCGCUGUUUGCUUACAGUCAGAACUGAAGCAGUACAGGUCAGAUACAGUGCAAGUAGGCAUUAGACAGGUUAAUCGAGACACAUGGAAAAACAAAACUCAGCUGCCAUACUGCUCCUUAAGCAGGCUACAACGCUUAACAUCCAUACCGGGAACCUGGUCAACUGGAGCCGCUUGAAGAAAAAAUGCCCUUCUUCUACCAGCGAGGAGCUGCAGGGCUGCAUUCGAGAAACCCUUAGUGAAUGGUGUACUAAAAUUACCCCUACCCAGGAAAAGGAGGCUCCAAGCACACUGGAAUGCACACUGACCCAGGCAACAGAGGCCGUUACUCCUGAGGAAAGGGAAGAAUUGAAGGUUUCAGUGAAGUUGUUUCUCAGUGGAUCAAAUCCCUCGUCCAUCAGAACUGCAGUAGAUCUGGCCUGUUCUACACUGGGGGUGUCUCAGCUGGACUCUGUGAUGAUUGCGCCCCCUCCUUUACCAGAGGGAGUCAGUCUGACCCUGGAACAUCUGCAGCCUUAUUGGGAGGAGCUGGAGAGCCUGCUUCUGAGCCACAAGAUAGCAGCCAUCGGCACUUCUGAUUUAGACAAGCCACUGCUGGAGCAGCUGUACAUGUGGGCACAGGUGAAGCCCAGCAGUAACCAGGUGAAUCUGGCUUCCUGCUGUGUGAUGCCACCAGACCUGACUGCCUUUGCCAAGGAGUAUGAUAUACAGCUGCUGACCCACAAUGAUUCCAAAGAGCUCAUCACGGAGACGAGCUUCCAGGAGUCUGUCAGCGAGGGUGUUAAAGAUGCCGUGGUAGCGGAUUGGUCAUUGGAGUGGGUUCUUCGCUACUCUGUCAUUGUCAAAAGCCGAGGCAUUAUCAAAUCCAAGGGCUAUCUUGUUCAAGCUAAAAGAAUCAGCUGUUAACGUAAUGUAUAUGGUGACAGUAGGAAUGCAGCUAAAUAAAGCUAUUCAAGCGCACUUUUUUACAAAAUUUCUUGUGCAUCAAAUUAAAUAGCGUAGAAAGGCGAGUGCAUAGUGGUUCCCCCUUUUCACACAGAUUACUGUUGCUGGUUAGGAAACUUGUACUGUUCAUGGCUGACUGAAACAGACCUUGCCUAGUAGUUUUCAGUCUAACGCAGUCUUUCAGGUUAGAGUGGACACAUGCCUGGGGGGGGAGGGGGACCAGGAAAGUGAAAAAACAUUUGUGAAAUCCGUUGUCUUCUCUGAGAUCAUGUAAAUGUGCUUAAAAUGAACACUGCAACUGAUUUGAAUGCAGGAAGCACCCUCAGUAUCGCAACAUGGCAUUACCUAAUUAGCUGUCAGUGUGAAGUCAAGGGAGGAAUUUGGUGUCCCUUUUUGUAUACUGUAAACAAAGGCUUCAGUUUUUGUCAGAAAAGCAGAGUACACAUUUUUGACACAUCUGGGAUGUGCAAGCCAUCAGGAGAUGUGUCAAUUUUCUUUUCUUUUUACGAUUUGAAGGUGAAUAAACCUGGCUUGUUUUGUGCUGAUGUCCUGUUUAUACCAUCUGUAGAUACUGUCUCCAUCAGCAUAAACGUUCACAAAGUACCAGCUAACUUGGGAAAAUGUGGCUUCGACUUGCACAGAUUCAUUAUACAUGCCAGGGACAUUAUUAAUCAUAAACCAGAACUGCUGUGCAUCAUAUUCCACAUGAAAAGUGAGAUUUUAUUCCCACCGAUUUUUACCGAUGUUUCAGUUAAAAACUGUUUUUUACCGAUUUCAUCCCUAUUUUAUAUAUAUGUAAAAUAAACUCAGAAAAAUCCCCCCCCCCCUUUUUUUUUUUUUAAUUGAAUUGAAUUAAACUGAAAACGCGGAACACCUUUAUCCUCCAACAUUAAAAAUGACUGUAGAAUGGGUCUUGUUUGGUUGGUUUUAGAUAUUGGCAAGUACCAGCAGGAAAAGGGGAUACUGACAUGAAUGAAAUGUUACAUGAAAGAUUUAUUUAAUGUAUAUAAAGAAAAUAAAAUAACUAAAAUGAUAGUUUCAAGCCAGUGGGGCCAAGGUGAUGUUUACAGAAGUAAUGUUUUGAAUAUGUUUGUAGCACUUGGUGAAUUCAUACUGUUUGGACUAAUAUAACAAACAUGCUUUAUUGUACUGUAAUAAAGUAGAUGUAUAACGUCAUUGAUUCAUGACACACUGUAACUAAAUAUGGUCAAGUUCUUUCUUUAUUCCACACAAGGCUUAAGUGAUGGGUUGGUUAUGACCAGCUAUAUAUGAAAAAUAGAAUGAACAAAUAUGUAGCUUCAUUACGUUUUGCGAGAUUUGUAGUCAUUCUGAGGGAUUAUUUUUGCAAUUGCUUUAUUAUUUAUUUGUUACGGUGCUUUCACUUGACCAGUAGCUACUUUCAGUUUGAGUAGCCUGCCAUAGACAUGCAAUGUAGGCUAGAUCAUCCAAAGGGGUUUUGUUAGUAAGCGCCAUCUAGUGUACAAUAGAGGAUUGCCAGAUCACUAGAUGGUGCUGGCUUUUACUUUUAUAAAGACACUUUGGCUGAUCUUGCCUACAUUAUAAAUGUCUAUGGCAGGCAACUCGAUCUGAAGCGCAUCUUAUUGAAAAUAUAACACAUAGUAUUUGAGUACUAGCAAUAACAUGCACUCGGAAUGAUUGCAAGCAUCAGAACAGGGACAGUGAAAUGAAUUUCUCUGUUGUAAACUAUUUGUGGUUAAAAUAAUUUGAGCU